GGAAAGUGUAAACUUGUUUUUGGGACAAAAUAUAAUUUUUACACCUUCCAUUUUUUUUCAGAAUGCGGUAAAAUAUGGCUCCCAUAAAGCAGCUGCUGAGAUAAAAAGAAAGGCGGAUGAAAAAUUAAUGAAGUUGGCUGAGGUGCAGAAGAAACAAAAGGAGGAACUCCAUAGGAGAAUUAGUCAACUGGAGAAGAAACUGCAUACAAAACAAGCUUUAGAGCUUGAAAUUGAGCAGUUAAGAGGUCAACUCAAUGUGAUGAAGCACAUGGAGGAUGAAGGUGAUUCGGAGGUCUUAAUAAAAGUCGAGUCAUUGCUCAAGGCCUUGAGGGAGAAGGAAAGAGAACUUGGAUAUAUGGAAACAUUAAACCAGACCCUAAUUGUGCAGGAGCGGAAGACAAAUGAUGAGCUACAAGAUGCCAGGAGAGAGUUGGUUAAUGGCAUGAAGGAAAUGUCGUUGAACACUCAUAUUGGUAUCAAGAGGAUGGGGGAGCUUGAUAGCAAGCCAUUUUACGAAGUAAUGAAAAGGAAGUAUAGUGAGGCUGAAGCAGAUGAGAGGGCCACCGAGUUGUGCUCACUUUGGGAGGAGUACCUUAAAGAUCCUGAAUGGCAUCCUAUAAAGGUGGUCAACGUCAAUGGCAAACAUCAGGCGGUGAUCAAUGAAGNUGAAGAAGACGAAAAACUGAGAGACGUGAAGGAAAGUUACGGGGACGAAGUUUACAACGCGGUCGUAAAAGCCCUCCUCGAGAUAAACGAGUACAACUCGAGCGGGAUGUAUGUAAUUUCAGAGCUAUGGAACUACAAGGAGAGAAGGAGAGCCACCCUCAAGGAAGGGGUUGAGGCUCUGAUGAACCAGUGGAAGCACUCCAAAUGGAAAAGGGGGAUGGAUUGAUUUGAUGAGUGGACUCGCCUGGCUUGGUUGAACUCAGUGAGUUUGUUGUAACUUGUAACACUAAUUCUAUUUGUUUUCCCAGAACAAAUAAUAAUCGAGUAAUAACCUGUACUCCGAAGUACGUGUAUAUAUACCUUGUAACGGAGAAUCAUUUCUAUUGUGUAUUCAUGAAUUUGAUUACAAUUUUU
Molecule: messenger RNA, 1080 nt
Organism: Cuscuta campestris
Lineage: Eukaryota; Viridiplantae; Streptophyta; Magnoliopsida; Solanales; Convolvulaceae
Source: the annotation of a GenBank genome assembly